Aureobasidium namibiae CBS 147.97 is the source of this 624-nucleotide messenger RNA. RefSeq lists its product as uncharacterized. Lineage: Eukaryota; Fungi; Ascomycota; Dothideomycetes; Dothideales; Saccotheciaceae. The record is from RefSeq and is a predicted model, not a curated record. The transcript has a single exon. The coding region runs from base 1 to 624 and encodes 207 amino acids.
AUGGCUUCUUCAUCAUCACACAUUUUCCCCAACGACACCAGCGCAAGCGAUUUCCGCCGUGCUGUCAGACGUCAAGCCGCAAGUCGCCACGAUUACGCAGUCUCAGGAGCAGGACCCAGCGCUCAAGAAGUACAACAAGCAUACCUCGGAUACGUCCGAGCACAAAACAGAGGGAUUCGAGGCAGAAGCACACGACAAGCUCCUCCUCCACCAUACACCGCUGCUACCAUCGAGUCAGCAGAGAGAGACGAGCAAGCCCCUCCACCAUAUACAGCCACCAUCACUUCUGCAACACCAACUGCUCAGCUGGAUAGACUGCUCUACAACAAUGCCACCACACCACCAUCACCACCAGAAUACUCAGAAGUCGCUGCUGCUGCUGCAUCACCACCAGACUACGACGACAUUAUUGCUCUUCGCAAUACAGUCACAACCAGCAGAACUCAGCUCUCAAGCCACAACAUCAACAACUUGUUUGCUGGCUGCACGACCAGAACACCUAGAAAGCACCUUGGCAACACUGCCGUUCAAACGUUGAACUUGGUGGUUGGGAGUGAUGGACCUGAACUACCUCCUCGUCCUAAAAAGAUGGGUGUUUGGUCAAGAGUGAAGGGAAAAAUGUGA